Oldenlandia corymbosa var. corymbosa is the source of this 1191-nucleotide messenger RNA. The record is from the annotation of a GenBank genome assembly. NCBI's taxonomy places the organism in Eukaryota, Viridiplantae, Streptophyta, Magnoliopsida, Gentianales, Rubiaceae.
AUGUUGUUGACUGCCCCUCCAAAACUAUCCAUUUCAUCUCCUUCCUUCUCUUCUUCUUCCCUCACCCCGAAAAAUCCCAUCUUUGUUACGAAAUUCCCUUCAAUUCUCUCCACACCUACUCACAUUCCUCUCCGCCUUCAGGCCGCACCGUCAUCCUCAUCUUCAUCCCCGACAAUGAUCGAGAAGGAGACCAUGACGACCCACCGUCCGGAUACUUUUCUUCGUGAAUCGGAUGAGCAUACUUCGACUUCAUCGGACUCGGUCCGGGCCAGGUUCGAGAAGAUGAUAAGGGAUGCACAGGACAGUGUUUGUGCUGCUAUUGAAGCUGUGGAGAAUGGAAGUAAGUUCAAGGAGGAUGUCUGGUCCAGACCCGGCGGAGGCGGUGGAAUUAGCAGGGUUUUGCAGGACGGAGCUGUUUGGGAAAAGGCUGGGGUUAAUGUUUCUGUUGUGUACGGUGUAAUGCCUCCGGAGGCUUAUCGGGCUGCUAAACCCAGUUCGGAUAAUGGCGAUGUUAAGCCCGGUCCUGUUCCGUUCUUCGCUGCCGGAAUUAGCUCGGUUCUACAUCCGCACAACCCUUUUGCCCCUACGUUGCAUUUUAAUUAUCGUUAUUUUGAGACUGAUGCCCCAAAAGAUGCUCCAGGAGCUCCUAGACAGUGGUGGUUUGGUGGCGGUACUGACUUUACUCCAUCUUACAUUUUUGAGGAUGAUGUCAAACAUUUUCACUCGGUCCAGAAAACCGCUUGUGAUAAAUUUGACCCCACCUUCUAUCCUCGAUUUAAGAAGUGGUGUGAUGAUUAUUUCUACAUUAAGCACCGAGGAGAGAGGCGAGGCCUUGGGGGCAUAUUUUUUGAUGAUUUGAAUGACUAUGAUCAGGAGAUGCUUCUUGCUUUUGCUACAGAAUGUGCAAAUUCUGUGAUCCCUGCAUACAUUCCAAUUAUUGAGAAGAGAAAGGAUACACCAUUCACGGACAAACAAAAAGCAUGGCAACAACUACGGAGAGGGCGUUAUGUUGAAUUCAACUUGGUUUAUGACCGUGGAACGACAUUUGGUCUCAAAACAGGAGGCAGAAUCGAAAGUAUCCUAGUUUCCCUCCCAUUAUCUGCGAGAUGGGAAUAUGACCAUAAACCGGAAGAGGGAAGUGAAGAAUGGAAAUUACUGGAUGCUUGCAUCAACCCGAAGGAGUGGCUGUGA